UAGACUGGAUUUUAAAAAAUGUGGAUGCCGGACCACUGUAUAUAGAAAACAUAGGGAUGGUUGAACAACAUGUUGAUAACAAGAGGAAAUUUCUGUCAGGAUCUUUCUUCAAAAUAUUGAUACUCGUAGGCGUGUUGUUGUUGCUGGCAAAACAUAUUGAGAUACCUAAAGCAGUGAGAGAAACAAAAUACAUUAAAAGAACAAAUAAUCGAAGUGAUGGAGAUACGAGACCAAAAGAAACUAAAUAUUACGGGAAGGACUACGGAAGUGAUUAUAUCAAAACUAAAUAUAUAAUGCACAAGUUGUUUAAUGAAAAUGGGCAAAGACUUACAGCGAAACAACGCGCAAACCUUGUCAAGGAAAGAUGUCAAACAUUUCUGAAGGAAAACAAUUUACGACUUAAUCCCAAUGCAAGAUGUAGAUACGAUCGAGAAUUUAUUAGAAGUCGCAGUUAUAACUUAACAAUUUGCUACAACUGUAAAGUGGCUUCGACGAACACAAAACGCGUGCUUUACGUUCUUGACCACAACUUUACUGGUGAUAUCAACAGUCUCACACUGCAUACGGUGGGUGAAUACGGAAGAAAAUGCAUGAAAUAUUUCCAGGAAAUUAUGUCUGAGAAACAUCGUAUCAGUGUAAUGUUGGUAAGAGAACCACUAGAAAGGUUACUAUCUGCAUAUAGAGAAAAACGUGCUUAUAGGAAGCACUUUAGAGACCCUUCGUUUUCAUUUAAAAAUUAUUUGCAACUUAUUUUAGACGAACAAAUGAAAAACAUAAACAGACAUAUGUAUCCGUAUUUCGAAAGGUGUCGGCCGUGUGAAAUGCAGUAUGACUUUAUUGGUCUUCAACACCAUUUUAACGACGAUAUCAAAGCUUUGUUGCAGCACAUCGGUGCCAGUGGAAAAGUUGAUAUACCAACAAGAAAUGAAACAGGUUACACUUCUGAAUCGAGUGAUAAGCUGUUAAAAAUGUACUUUAGCAAAGUUCCAAAUGACCUGAUACAUAAAUUGUGGGAGAAAUAUUACAAAGACUAUUAUAUAUUUGGCUUUCCUUAUCCAUCACAUCUGAUGAACUGAAAAAGCUACAAGUGGUCAAAGUUUUUUUUUCCAAGUUCCAUAUUUUGAAGAAAUAUUCGUAACAGAAUUUGAGAUGCUUUUGUUUAGAUUUCUAUGUAAUAGAUUUAAUUAAGGGGAAUAACUUCAUGUACGUUGGCAAUAUUACGGGAGAUAAACCAGUAUGUAUGAAAAUCAGAACUUAUCAGGUAUUUUGAUGAUGUUACAUUUUUAAAAUGAAUAUAAUUAUGUAUUAGCAUAAAAGCAUGUUUAGCUGAUAUUCUUAAAAGCACGAUUAGCUCUGACAAGUUCUUAGAAGCAUUUUAGGACUAGCAAAUUCUUAAAGUUACCUUAUCACUUGAAAGUAUAUUCAGAGAACAAAAUUGUGCACCUACCUUAUUUACCGGUUAAUAAUUUAAAAAUUGUAUUGUAACCAAUGUUGUCAAGAGAAAGCAUUCUGUCACCCAUUGAUCUUGUUAUAAAAGGACGUUAUUUUUCUGCCAACAACAAUUUAGUCAACAACAAUGUUUUAAAAUCAUACUUUAUGAUUAUUUUUGUAAUGUCAGACACAGAGGUCGAGGAUUCGGAUCCCGAUUAGUGCGGAAUAUGCUUCUUAAGUACUGGUAAAAAAUCCAUGAAACAGUCUUAAAGCGUUUAUCUGAAAACCGGUUCGACUUUUUAAAUUAUGGGUAUGGCAAUUUUCUAUCGAGAGGCUUAAUAUCAUUUCGACAUGAAUAGGCGGGGACUUUAAACAUCGAUUACCAUCGGAAUUGCUUUUUCACACAAGAUCUGCUCCAAGAGAGGUUUCAAUCCAUUGACUACCCGCCGUGUUUUGUCCAUUAUUUCUCAUACAUUUAUAUUUACCAAAUAACCCACAGCUUUCGAUUUACAUGCUUCUUUAAAAUAUCCAGAAUUUGCCGAUGAUAUUUAAAGAAUGACAAGGUAGUUCUCACGCCAUUUUUUUCAACAAAGGAAAGUGGACUGAAUCCGGCUUGGCAAUGAAAACGACAAAAUGGGCGAGGACAGGUAAUAAGAGCGAGAUUCCCGGCGUGUGCAUGCGUUUUCACUGCAAAGCCGAGCUCAACCCUCUUCUGUUGUCCGCGAAUGGUUUUGGCGAUGGAUGAGAAUCUCGGAAAACUGCAGACCAUGUCUGAUUACUCUCGUAAAGUGUAUCAAAAUCUAAAAUCGCCGAGUGUGGUAGAUGCAUUUUAGUGGUCUUUAACUAGUAAAUAAACCAACAACUGUUGUGCAAUCAGCGAGAUGAUUGCGAGAUCUGCAUUCAUUUAGCACAGAAAUAUUCAUCUCAAUGAAACAUGUAUGAAGCAUAUCACAAUCAAAACUGUCAUAGAAGUUCCAAGAAAUGCUUUAAAAAAACAACUGAUAAAGUCUCAGGUUCGAUCGUAUAUUCGUCAAAGGAAUAUUGGUCGCCUGCGUAAAACCCCUUUAAGUUCUUUUCAAUUUCAGAGCAACGGCAUAGAAUCCGUGGCAUGCACGGAGAUCUAACUUUCAGUGGAUCUUCUCAGACUAUUCCUCGGAAUAUCAAUAACGGACCGUGCUCUGACAUACUUACAAACAUAUUUGUUAUCAUAAAAUUGUCAUAAAACAAAUUUUCACUAGGAGCUUACUUGCUAAUAUAAUGUUAUAUCAUUAUAUGUAUAUAUAUAUAUAUCUUAUAUAUAUUGUCUUACAUUAUGACAUAUUUCAAUAUGCUGUCUACGUUUACCUGAUACUUUAGAUAUUAUCUUACAUUUUAACAAAAAUAAUAUAUUUCAAUAUGCUCU
This is a messenger RNA of Mercenaria mercenaria, 2833 nucleotides long. RefSeq names its product carbohydrate sulfotransferase 14-like. Gene Ontology annotation, biological process: carbohydrate biosynthetic process. The record is from RefSeq and is a predicted model, not a curated record. NCBI's taxonomy places the organism in Eukaryota, Metazoa, Mollusca, Bivalvia, Venerida, Veneridae. Gene Ontology annotation, cellular component: membrane. The transcript is spliced from 3 exons. Gene Ontology annotation, molecular function: sulfotransferase activity. Bases 57 to 1076 code for a protein of 339 amino acids.